This is a messenger RNA of Helicoverpa zea (corn earworm), 3402 nucleotides long. Its product is annotated as proton channel OtopLc-like. Gene Ontology annotation, cellular component: membrane. Lineage: Eukaryota; Metazoa; Arthropoda; Insecta; Lepidoptera; Noctuidae. The coding region runs from base 147 to 2525 and encodes 792 amino acids. The transcript is spliced from 15 exons. The record is from RefSeq and is a predicted model, not a curated record. Gene Ontology annotation, molecular function: proton channel activity. Gene Ontology annotation, biological process: proton transmembrane transport.
UUAUUAAUUCAUUUGCAAUCUAAAUCGCAUGCGUUAAGUGUCAAUAAAAAUGUCUUGUAGAAAGAUCGAUUUGUAAAAAAUAUAUUUAGAUAAGUUAUUGUAGUAAAAUAGGUUCUGUUCCCAAGUGUAACUUGUAAAGUAUAAAAAUGACGGACAUUAACGCGGCGAAGAAGGAAGUUUUAGAUGAAAUAGUAAAUAGGGGGAAAUUGGGAGACAAGAAAUUUCACUCGGAGACGUCGCUGCAACAAUUUGGUGAAGAUGAAGCGGCGGAUGCACCGGAGACACCUGCCGGAGACGAUCCAGGAGUCCAAAACACAUCUGUCAGUAAUGGCUCCAGCUCCGAAGACAUGCAGGGCAGAAGACGCACCAUGUCACAACCAGGCCCGGUCUCCGGGAACCUGGUGACAGCCACAGCUGCCAGGGCAGCGCGGCGGAGACCACAGAGAAGUGUCAUGUACCACCCUGAUAUUGCACGAAGUGAUUCCGCAAACGAGAGGCAAUCGCCCAGGGUUUUUAAUCUUAGUAGAGGAGAUGAGUCGGGAUCUGCUACACCUAUUGGUGACCGCAGCAGUCCGUUACCAUAUAAUGGAAACCUCAAAAAUGGAGACGCAAAAUCAUUGAACAGUUACCGCUUGUAUAUGCCACAGAGCGACAUGCGAGGCAGUGCGACUCCUCGCAAGAGAUCCGUGGCCACAAUGGACGCCCAGUCUAUACGCUCAGUAGAAACACACGCGCCUCCGCCCACCAGUCCUGAGGAUAAUAAAAAGCUUACCACAAAGUACCUGACACUCAUAAUAAGCUGCAUGUAUGCAGUUCUGCUGGUCACUCUCGGCCUAGUGAUCUACCUGAGCGACUCCUUCAUCGACUAUUCUAUUUCCGAGAUUUACUCCAUCAUACUCUGCAGCGUCGGAAUGGUGUAUAUCAUAUACUUGCUUGUCGACAUAACGCGGUACAAGUCGAUAGCAGUCAAAAAUCACAAAAUUAAAGCCAUGCAUGAAGAAAAAGUUAUGGAUUACUUCAGAAAACAAGAGGAGCAAUUGGGUUCAAUAACCCCCGGAGACCGCACCCCUGAGUCAUCGUACAGGAUACCAGGGAUGCCACCCCCGGUGCUCAUCCCCACCAAGCAUGAAUACUGCUUCAGCCAGGGCCGGCACUCUGGAAGCUUCUACCUCAAGAUGGGAGCCGCUGGUUUCGCUCUAGGCCACUUGGUGCACUCGCUCCUCCUACUAGCCGUUCAAAUAGGCCAGUUAGUAGACGAGAACCUGGACAAUGAUGAAUGUGUGAACAUCCUGCAAGUAGUCCUCGACGUUAUGCUGCCCGCUUACUGCUUCCUCCAACUGUAUUUCAUCUUUAAAUACUCCAACGUUAUCGUCUUGCGAGCUCAGGGCUUGGCUCACUUCGCGUUCAUGCAUCUGAUCGGCAGCAGUCUGUGCUUUUGGAUAUCUGCGAUCGUUCGUGAGACUUUGUUGGGAUUGACGCUGUAUGCUAAUUCUAGAUAUGGCAGCGCAGACUACGCGAGCGAAACUGCUAAUGUCACUAUUCCUGAACAUGAUAAAUCGCUAGACCAGAGAUUCAUCGACGUUAGCAACCUAUACAACCCGAACUGCAACAGUACUGCAGCCAUUAGUUCGAUAUAUGAGAAUUUCUCGCCAUACCUCUAUCCGUUCAACGUGGAAUUUAAUAUUCUUAUUGUUGCCAUUUACUACAUCAUCUGGAGUAACAUCGGUAACUGUGACAACGAAGACAGCAACAAUUCUGAAAUUAACUCUAGCAGUGAAGAUAACUACCACCUCUGCAAGAUCCCAACGGCAAAUGAAGACAAUGACUUUACUAGCAACAUCGUGAUCUAUGCUGACUGCCACGCCUCCAACCGUGGACUAUUCUUAGGACUCAUAGUCAUGGUAGUCGUAACUGGCAUGCUUAUCUUAGGCUUCGUCUUCAGCAGUGUUGGAGAUGACUUCGUGGAGCUAGGCUACCUUCUUACUAACAGCACGAAGUUAGGUCUUCACGUUCUCCUGCUAUUCGGAGUGGUGAUAGCCUUCAACCAGAUGCGUCAACUGGACAUCAAUGAGCACCCAAUCUCACUGCUGGAUGAUGUGUUGCUCUUCAUUUGUUUACCAGCCUUCUUUAUGGAGACUAUAUUCUCGCUGGUCGCAACUAUUAGCAUCACAAAUGUUGUGAAGAGUAUCGAUUUUGCAGUUAUGGUCAUACAAGUGCUGAUCCAAACGCCAUUAAUCAUGGACGGCCUUCGUCGCUGCAGUAACACCAAGAAGCUUCGCAGGAAGAAGCCGGGCCGUGAGAUCUUAAUGUUCCUCUUAAUCACCAACGUGGCUAUGUGGAUCUUCAACACUUUCUCCUACAAAUCCCCCGACAGCCUCGACGAGAGAUAUGAGUUCUAUGGAAAAGUGAUCUGGACUAUACUGGGCCACGUCAGUUUGCCCCUGAUAAUGUUCUACAGAUUCCAUUCCAGUGUUUGCUUCGCUGAUAUCUGGGAUUCAGCAUACAAACCUGGUGCUGAACAUUAGUAUGUUAAUGUAGUUCAAUUUAGAAGAUUAUAUGUAUUUUAAUUUUCAUUCAAUAGUUGCGUAGGUACUUAAAAUAAUAUAAUACAUCGUUGGAUGUAUUCAUCAUACAGAAAUGAAUAAAUAUCACACAAAUGUGCUAUAGUAGUGUUAUAAGUCAUUAGUGUUUGAACUGUAAAUAAUAAAGAAACAUCAAUAAGUGCUAGCUAGUAAAAUAAUAAUUAAGUGAAACAAUUGAUAACGUAUAUUAAUAACGGCUGGACUGAAUUUAUAAAUACUUUUUUUAUAUUCGCGUUCCUCGAUAAUGUAAUGUCGGGACACCUGAAUUAGUUUACUAUAUUUCAGUUAUAGCUAGACUAUUUUUUAUAUUAUGUAUAGCUAUUUACUAACUUAACUAGAUUUCUUAAAAGAAUUAUAAACUAGCGUUAAUGGUAAGUUAGUUAGAUACAUAUUACAUAACUUUAAAUAAGUGAUUUUACCAGAAAGUUUACAGCUAUAAAACAUAUGAGAUAAAAAUAUUGUCUGUGUUUGUGAUUCUAUUUUCCUCCUUAGCUCAUCACUGACUUACAUAAAAUUCCUUACAUACUUAUACAUUACAUUACUUACAUAAAAUUCCUUACAUACUUAUACGUUACUUACAUAAAAUUCCUAAGCAAAAUGUGAAUAAGUAGUCCCGUCGGAUGAUCGCCCACUCCUACGUGGGUGUCAUAGACUUUAGACGACUAAAGGAUUUUGUCGCGCGAAUGGACAAUAGUCUGCUUUUAUUUAAAGAUCGAUCGAUCGCACUGAGUUCACCCAUUCUUCCAUCAAUUGUGGAUAGGAUCAUGUAAUGCUAAUUAUAAUUAUUUAAGCUCUGUGAAUAAAAAUAACAUUUUUUUUU